UCGAAAGGUGGUCAGUUAUCCCAAAAAAUUAUCCAAAAAAUUAUGUAGAUCCAAUACACUCUCUAAUAAACCGCCUUUAUUAUGUGGAAACAAAGAUAUCGACACAUUUAUUCAAGACACAAAGUCUAGAAAACAACAUUGCGACGAUUUCGUUGAGUGGAUACCUUAUUCGGAUAUCAAUAUAGAUAAGACUUCAAUUGCAAAAGGACUUUAUUCGGAAAUAUUUGUUGGUAAAUGGGAACCAUUAAAACAAGGUGAAGUUGUCAAUCAUAAGGAAUCAACAAAUAUUGAUAUUGUUCUUAAAGUUUUGGCGGAAUCUAAAAAUUCUAAACCAGAAUUUCUUAAAGAA
Molecule: messenger RNA, 349 nt
Organism: Cetraspora pellucida
Lineage: Eukaryota; Fungi; Glomeromycota; Glomeromycetes; Diversisporales; Gigasporaceae
Source: the annotation of a GenBank genome assembly